AUGGCUCCCCUCCUUAAACCCGAAGACUCCAACUCGCCCACCGAACGACCUGUCUCCCGAGACUCCGCCGAGCGGGGCAAGAAGCGCGCAAGAACACAGUCAAUGCCUCCGCCAGAGCUGCCCAAGCUAGUCGCCGAGCAGCAUGCCCCCAUCCCGACCAACGACAAAGACACACAGCGCCUGAUCGUCGUCCUGUGCAAUGCGACGCUGGAGACGUACAAGGCGUCGCAUGGCACUGGCCGCGGGCCCGGCGCGCGCGAGGACAAGUACAACCUGCUCAACAGUGACGACCACAUUGGCGUAAUGCGCAAGAUGGGGCGCGACAUAAGCGAAGCCAGGCCCGACAUCACCCACCAAUGUCUGCUCACAUUACUCGACUCGCCAAUCAACAAGGCGGGCAAGCUCCAAAUCUACAUCCACACCUCCAAGAACGUGCUCAUCAGGGUCAGCCCUACAGUGCGCAUUCCCCGUACCUUCAAGCGCUUCGCUGGACUCAUGGUCCAACUCCUGCACCGACACCAGAUCCGGUCGACGUCCUCGCAAGAAAAGCUCAUCGAGGUCAUCAAGAACCCCAUCACCGAUCACCUCCCUCCCAACUGCCGCAAGGUCACGCUCAGCUUCGACUCCGAGGUCGUACGUGUCAGCGAUUACAUUGGCGAUCUCAACAAGGGCGAGAGUAUCGCAGUCUUUGUAGGUGCUAUGGCCAAGGGCAACGACGACUUUGCCGAUCACAUCAAGGACGACAGCAUCGCUAUUAGCCAGUUUAACCUCAGUGCCAGCGUUGCAUGCAGUAAGUUCUGCCAUGCUGCCGAAGACGUUUGGAACAUCUUCUAG
This is a messenger RNA of Alternaria ethzedia, 834 nucleotides long. RefSeq names its product 18S rRNA pseudouridine methyltransferase (gene EMG1). The transcript is spliced from 3 exons. Gene Ontology annotation, cellular component: nucleolus; small-subunit processome. NCBI's taxonomy places the organism in Eukaryota, Fungi, Ascomycota, Dothideomycetes, Pleosporales, Pleosporaceae. The coding region runs from base 1 to 834 and encodes 277 amino acids. Gene Ontology annotation, biological process: rRNA base methylation. Gene Ontology annotation, molecular function: rRNA (pseudouridine) methyltransferase activity; rRNA binding. The record is from RefSeq and is a predicted model, not a curated record.